Erinaceus europaeus (western European hedgehog) is the source of this 2457-nucleotide messenger RNA. Its product is annotated as collagen alpha-1(III) chain-like. The transcript has 3 exons. The record is from RefSeq and is a predicted model, not a curated record. Bases 1 to 2457 code for a protein of 818 amino acids. NCBI's taxonomy places the organism in Eukaryota, Metazoa, Chordata, Mammalia, Eulipotyphla, Erinaceidae.
AUGGACAUCAUCUGUGUGGAGCUGACCUGCGUGCCUCUGCACACUGACCAGCAGCUCUCUCAAGCGGACGCAGAGCACACUGAAGUGAAAGCAGGCGCUCAGCCCACUCGGGAGACUCGUCCCACCGUGAGACGCUUCUCCUGGAGGUUCCCAGGCCUCAAACACAAGGUCUCUGUCCACCGCGAGCUCUGCAGCCGGGCUGCCCUCCUCUCCCGCGACGCCGGCCGCAGGGGCCCCGCGUCCACCGGAGAAACAAAGUCGGGCGCGGGCGGCCGGGCGGCCGGGCGGGCGGGCGGCGGGUCCGAGAAAGUAUGCAAAUGCCGCGCCCCGGGGCGAAAGUGCGGGUGUCACCUCCGGCGAGGGGGGGGGGGGGGCUGGGCGGCUCGCCACCACGACGAAACCACCCCAGCGCCCGGGGGCGGCGGGCAGGGCCGGCGGGGACCGGGCUGCGACCCCCGGCGGGGACGCGGGAGCGGGCGCGGGCGCGGGCCCCUCGGCGGCCCCGGACUCCACGACGCGCGCCGGGCCCUUCCGGUCCGGGUCCCCGGCGCACGGCGGCCGGCGGCGGGGAGCGCUUGCACCCGAGCGCGGGGAUCCGCGGCCUACCCUCGCAGCGAGCGGCUCUCCGGGCCGGGCGCCGGCGCCUCCUCCGGCCGGGCCCCGGGACCCGCGGCGGACCCCGGACGGGCGGCGGGAGCCUCCUCGGAGGCCGCGGACACCCGGGAGCCCCCCGAGCGACGGGCCGCCCCUCCCCCACCGGCCCGGCCCGGCCCGGCCCGACCCGGCCCGGCCCAACGGUCGCGGCGAUGCGGGGCCCAACCGGCGGCCCGAGGCGGCGCGGCGAGCAGCCCCCACACGCUCCCUCCCCCGCGCGGCCCGCGGCUGCCGGUGGCGCCCUGGUCCGGGCUGCGGCGGGAGGCCGCGGGGCUGAUACUCACUCGGGGGUCGGGUGCUCGGGGUCGUAGAAGUCCCCCAUGCUGGCGGGCGGCGGCGGCGGCGGCUGCUUCAUGCGGGGCGGCCCGAGCCCCCUCCCCGCGGCCGGGCGACGCGAGCGGGAGCGGGAGCGGGUGGGGAGGAGGCCGCUGGUCCGACCGCGGCGGCGGCCCGCGUCUCGCCGCUCCUCCUCCUGCGUCCUCCGGCGCCCGCCCGCCCCUCCGCCCGCCCGCCCGCCCGUCCGCCCGCCCGUCCGCCCGCCUCUCCCCUCGCUCGGCCGCGCUCCCCGCCCGCCGCCCGCCGCCCGCCGCCCGCCCGCCCCCGGCCGCACAGGCCCGGCCCCUUAAAGGCGCCGCGCGGCCAACCACCCGCCGCCGGAUCCCGCCGGGGGCCGCCCGGAACAAUGAGCCCCGGACCCGCAGAGGCGGCGCCCCGCGACCCUCCUCCGCCUCGUCCCCGCCCUCCCCGGGCCGCCGGAGGCUCGGGCGGGAGGACGUCGGUCGGGGAGCCGCCGGGGAGCCGCCGCCACCCCGCCCGCGCCGCCGCUUCGCCCCCGCCAGGCCCGGCCCCGCACCCCUCCGACCGACCUGCGGGGACCCCCCCCCCGUCCCGCGAGCUUCCCCGCCCCCGCGGGCAGCGCCCCCAGCAGAGCUCCGAGGCCAAGACACGCACCGGAACGCGGGGCGGCGCGGCGCGGCCAGGAGGGAGACCCCAGAGCCGGCCGCCCCGAGCUUGCUGGCGGGGGAGGCCCGCGGUGCGGGCCGGGCGGCGCGGCGGGGCGGGGCGGGGCGGGCCGGGCCGGGCGGCGGGGGCCUGAUUGCGGGAGGCGACCCACGGUGCGGGGCGGGCGGCGGGGGCCUGAUUGCGGGAGGCGACCCACGGUGCGGGGCGGGCGGCGGGGGCCUGAUUGCGGGAGGCGACCCACGGUGCGGGGCGGGCGGCGGGGGCCUGUCUGCGGGGGAGACCCACGGCGCGGGGCGGGCGGCGGGGGCCUGUCUGCGGGGGAGACCCACGGUGCGGGGCGGGCGGCGGGGGCCUGUCUGCGGGGGAGACCCACGGCGCGGGGCGGGCGGCGGGGGCCUGAUUGCGGGAGGCGACCCACGGCGCGGCGCGGGGCGGGGGCCUGACUGCGGGAGGAGACCCACGGCGCGGCGCGGGGCGGGGGCCUGUCUGCGGGGGAGACCCACGGCGCGGCGCGGGGCGGGGGCCUGUCUGCGGGGGAGACCCACGGCGCGGCGCGGGGCGGGGGCCUGUCUGCGGGGGAGACCCACGGCGCGGGGCGGGCGGCGGGGCAACCUCACCUGCAGCGGCCUGGCGGCGGGGGCGCGGGGCCCGAGCAUGUGGACGACCGCCCGGGACGCGGGGUGGGUGGGGCCGGGGGAGGGGCUGGGGGUGCGGGGUGGGGCCCCGGAUCCGGGUUCGUGCCCUCAGGCCGCCAGCACGCGGAGCCCUGGGGACUGGAAAACAGAAUCCUCGGCUCUUGUUUACAGCCGCUCAAACUUUGGCUUUAGCAGCCCGGACUAA